Molecule: messenger RNA, 195 nt
Organism: Penicillium odoratum
Lineage: Eukaryota; Fungi; Ascomycota; Eurotiomycetes; Eurotiales; Aspergillaceae
Product: 4-coumarate-CoA ligase 1
Exons: 1
Coding region: 1-195 (64 amino acids)
Source: RefSeq, a predicted model, not a curated record
AUGGCAACCACGGAAGAAUGGCAAUGGAAGUAUCCCGAUGUUGAAUCAUCACAGGAUUAUCACAGCACUAUUGUCAUUAUGUUUACGUCUGGAACAACUGGGGAGGCCAAGGGUGUUGAAAUUUCUCACUGCAACUAUAUCGCCGCGGCCGUUUCUUAUGCGCAUCGAGUAUCUCUUCAUCCCGAAUGGGCAUAG